AUGAGUUUAAGUUCAUUUAAUAAUAAGGUUAUUGAAUUAGGAAAAUCGGUCAAACGAAGUAAAGUUCGCUCAAUUAGAAAAUUAACUCGACAAAUUGAACACGAACGAAAAAAAAAUCCAAAUGAUGAACGUACAACUCGUAAGGUUAAAAGAAUGAUUGAAGAAAUUCAUCAAAUUCGAAAAUUACCUAUUAAAGAUGUAGUCUUAUUCGCCAUGGAAAAUGAAGGAACCAUUGCUGAAAUGCUACAAAAAUAUAAACCAAAUAGUGAUGAUAUAAAACAACAUGCAUUAAUACGUUUAGCAACAGAAAAAUCUCUUCAAUCAGAUAUAAUAUCUUUAAAAACCAAUGAUAAUUAUGCAAAAUCAUGGCAACAAUUACUUAUUAUGUAUCGUUCACGAUAUGAAAAACGUUUAGUAUGGAAAGAAAAAUCAGAAGAUUUUAAAAAAAUUGAGCAAGCUCUUGUUGAUCAACAAAAAGAAUUACAAGAAAUUGAACAAAGUUUACCUGAGUCAUUAAAAGUUAAAAAGAAAAAAGAGAAAACAAAGUCUCCUAUAAAACGUUCAAAACAAGCUGUUGUUUGUGUACUUGAUCUUGAAAAUAAAAUUGCUGAACCAUUUGGAAAUCAUACAAUUGAUGAAGAUGAUGACGAUAAUGAAAAGGAAGAAAAAUUAAUGGAAAAAACAGAGGAAAUAGAAAUCGAACCAAAACCAAUUUCAUCAUCAUCAACAACAACAACAACAAUUAAUGAUCCAUUUUUUUUAAAUAGUCAACAUCAAAUAACAUAUCAAAAAAGAACAAGUCGAAAUAAAAAUGAAACCGAUCUUGAUGAUAAAACAUUCAUUGAACAUUCUUAUUUUGUUAAUGCACUUUCAUCAUCAUCUAAUCGACGUGAUGGUCGUGGAGAUCUUGCAAGAAAAAAAUGGGCACAUUUAUCGCUACCAAAUCGACCACGUACAUCAAAUAAACCAUCAUCGUCAAAUGAAAAAUCCAAUGAUUUAACAAAUAAUCAUAAAUCAAAAGUGCAAGAUUCGAAUAGUACUUCACUUCAUCCAUCAUGGGAAGCAAGUCGACAAGCUAAAUCACAAUAUUGCAUUCAUAAAUCGCAAGCAAAAAAGAUCGUUUUUAAUAAUAGUGACGAUGAAAACUCUUAA
Messenger RNA from Rotaria sp. Silwood1, 1152 nucleotides. The record is from the annotation of a GenBank genome assembly. Lineage: Eukaryota; Metazoa; Rotifera; Eurotatoria; Philodinida; Philodinidae.